Molecule: messenger RNA, 747 nt
Organism: Orycteropus afer afer
Lineage: Eukaryota; Metazoa; Chordata; Mammalia; Tubulidentata; Orycteropodidae
Gene: MRO
Product: maestro
Exons: 6
Coding region: 1-747 (248 amino acids)
Cellular component (GO): cytoplasm
Source: RefSeq, a predicted model, not a curated record
AUGGACAAAACACAGAGGAGAAUCAUGGGCCAGCCGUUUUCCAUUCCCACCUCCCAACCCAAGAAAAAAAGGACACCAAUGAUGUCUUUCUUCCCCAAGGUCUCUGGGAAACUGAGGUUCCAGAAGCAGGAGACCCUGAAGAACAUGUUUUUCAUCUUGACAGAAGGAGCCCGGGACUGCAGUGCUAAAAAGCGUCACAUGGCAAUGAAAGGGCUGGGCACCCUGGCCUGUGAAGCCCCAGACAAGGUGAGAAAGUAUAACAAAAUUGUCCUAGACCUGCUGGUGCAUGGAUUGUAUGACCCGGUGAGUUCUGAAGUCAUCCAUGAGAGUAUGAAGACGCUGAGCAUCAUCCUCGGAAAGAUCCAGGGGAAAGGUUUGGGCUCCUUCUUUAUCGACAUCACCCUUCAGACCAGGACUUUAUUAGAUGAUGAGAACGACAGCCUGAGAUACUCGGCCUUUGUCUUGUUUGGGCAAUUGGCUGCCUUUGCUGGGCGGAAAUGGAAGAAAUUUUUCACCACUCAGGUUAAGCACACACGAGAUUCCCUCCUGAUCCAUUUAUGGGAUAAAAAUCCUCAGGUUGCCAAGGCUUGCAAAACAACUUUUCAAGCCUGUUCCCCAUAUCUGAAACUAAGGAAGGAGUACAGCUUCCAGAGUGAAGAGGAUCAAAGGAAUCCUAAACUCUGCCGGCAGCUGAGCCACUACCAUCCAGAGCUCCUGCAGUUCUUCUAUGCAAAUAAAAUUCUGUGA